GUUUUUUUGUUUUUUGUUGUUUCGUUUUUCACGGGCUAACAGGAACUUUCGGCCAUUUUUUCGGGGUGUUUGUUGUUUUCACCUAAAGAAGACGCUGUUCUCAGGUCGACGCUAAUUUGUGCCUCUCGCUGAACCCAGGGCUAGUUUGGAGGAGGGUAAAAUGAUCCCAGAUCAGUGUCUGUUUCGGUGUCAUGCCAUCCCCCAUCGCGCUGCUAGGUGCGCGCCAGCCUCGCGAUAGCCUCGCCUACUAGAAUCAAAGCUCCGCUCGCGAACUGGAUGUUGACAGGCGCGCGGUGCGGUCAUCAUGCAAAGGUUACAUUGGAUCCGUUUCAGCGAGUGUCUAAAGAAGCCGCUCCUCCGCGAGACCCACACGGCUAAAAAAAUGCGAGACGUGUAGCGGCACCAAAACGGACUAACUCUCGUUCACUGGCCCGUGUGGCUACAGCAGGUGUCAAACGAUGGACGCAAGUUUGGGAUUUCCGCAAACGGCAGUGUGCACGGCAGCUCCUCUCGGCGGUAAAGUGGCUUCAUGAGUGUCCAAAGUAACAGUGGAAGUGGUGGUGGAAGUUUGGAGGCGACGCCAUCUUGGUCGCAGCUCUCCUCGUCCCCAACGAUUUCUCAACAACAUAUAACGGCGACCGCAAAGAGCAAGGAAGGCCCCAUGGAGGAGCUGCACAGCCUGGACCCAAGAAGACAGGAGCUGCUGGAGGCCAGGUUCACUGGAGCCGUUAGUGGCAACACUGCAGGCAGCACUGGGAGCGCUAGUGGAGGUGCUAAGGGUCUGGCUAAUGAGUCCUCGAACCACAGCUAUGGCAGUCUGGGCUCAUCUAGCGACAAGGAGUCUGAGAACUCUGAUUUGAAAAGAGGGAGCUCCCCUGCCUACUCAACCCCAGAAAAGAAGCACUCUGAAUCAUCCAGAGGGAGGAAAAGGAAAGCUGAGACAUAUUCGGAAAGCAGUCAAGGGAAGACUUCCACUCGUGGACCCAAGAUCAGCGACUACUUUGAUUUUCAGGGUGGAAAUGGUUCUAGUCCAGUCAGAGGCCUCCCAUCAGCUCGUCGCUCCCCACAGAACUCGCACUCUGCCCCAGGUUCAAUUAUCCGGCAGAAUAGCUCUUCUCCUACAAGGACGAGUUUUGGGGAACACAAUCCAAAAGCAUCUUCUACCAAGUUUGUUCAGACGGAGUUGACGGGUUUAAAGCUAGCUGCUCUGGAGAGCAACAAGAGUCUGGACCUGGAAAAGAAAGAAGGACGAAUAGAUGACCUGCUCAGGGCAAAUUGUGACCUUCGCAGGCAGAUCGACGAACAGCAAAAACUCCUGGAGAAAUACAAAGAAAGGCUCAACAAGUGCAUCACCAUGAGCAAGAAACUGCUCAUUGAAAAGAGCACCCAGGAGAAGCAGUCGUGUCGCGAGAAGAGUAUGCAGGACCGCCUACGCCUUGGUCACUUCACUACUGUCAGACACGGAGCAUCCUACACGGAACAGUGGACUGACGGAUACGCAUUCCAGAACCUGAUCAAGCAGCAAGAGGGCAUCAACCAGCAGAGGGAGGACAUAGAGCGACAGAGGAAGCUGCUGGCCAAAAGGAAACCUCCAAACCCUGCAUCACCCUCCCUUGCAGUGGCUUCCACCUCAGAACCCAAGCAGCGAAAAACCAAGGUGGUGAAUGGCAACGACUCAGACCCCUUCCUCAAGCCCUCCUUGCCCCAGCUACUGACCCUUGCUGAGUACCAUGAGCAGGAAGAAAUUUUCAAGCUUCGUCUCGGCCAUCUGAAAAAGGAAGAAGCCGAGAUUCAAGCAGAGCUGGAGCGGUUGGAGCGGGUAAGGAACCUUCACAUCAGGGAGCUGAAGAGGAUAAACAAUGAGGACAGCUCUGCUUUCAAAGAUCACCCUACUUUGAACGAGCGGUACCUGCUGCUUCACUUGUUGGGCAGGGGCGGUUUUAGUGAAGUCUACAAGGCUUUCGACUUAUUUGAGCAGCGCUAUGCAGCUGUUAAAAUCCACCAGCUCAACAAAAACUGGAGAGAGGAAAAAAAGGAAAACUACCACAAGCAUGCAUGCAGGGAGUACCGGAUACACAAGCAGUUGGACCAUCCCAGAAUAGUCAAGCUGUACGACUACUUCUCCUUGGAUACAGACACGUUCUGUACAGUUCUGGAGUUCUGUGAAGGAAACGACCUGGACUUCUACCUGAAACAAAACAAGCUGAUGUCUGAGAAGGAGGCGCGCUCCAUUGUCAUGCAGAUUGUCAGCGCUCUGCGCUACCUUAAUGAGAUCAAACCUCCCAUCAUCCACUAUGACCUCAAACCUGGUAACAUCUUAUUGGUGGACGGUACUGCAUGUGGGGAAAUUAAAAUCACAGACUUUGGCUUGUCCAAGAUAAUGGACGACGAUAACUAUGGUGUGGAUGGAAUGGACCUCACAUCACAGGGGGCAGGCACCUACUGGUACCUCCCUCCAGAGUGUUUUGUGGUGGGAAAGGAGCCACCGAAAAUCUCCAAUAAGGUGGACGUCUGGUCUGUGGGAGUGAUCUUCUUCCAGUGUCUUUAUGGACGCAAGCCGUUUGGUCACAACCAGUCUCAACAAGAUAUUCUCCAGGAAAACACCAUCCUUAAAGCCACAGAAGUCCAGUUUCCUGCUAAACCACAGGCCAGCACAGAGGCCAAGGCGUUUAUCCGGCGCUGCCUGGCGUACCGAAAGGAGGACAGGUUCGAUGUUCACCAGCUGUGCUCGGACUCCUACCUCCUCCCUCACAUGAGACGCUCGAACUCCUCCGGCUCCCUCCAGCCGUCUGCUUCAUCUCUCCCCUCCUACUGAUCGCCUCUCUCGCGACUCUCCACACCCUCUGCCCAGUCUCAAGGUCCUACCGAAGGUCAAUGGAUUUGGAUUUUUGUCCUUUUUUUCUUUUUCCUGAGCUCUUCUACAAAAUAGGAAAAUGAGAAGCGGAACAGGAAUAAUCGGGGAUAAACUUCAGGUGACGCAGAGGAGGAAGGUGCUACUCCUGUCACAAAAGUAGUACAGAGUAAUGUCCAUGAACUUAGCUGUGAGAGGAAGAAAAUGGAAUGUAAAAAAAGAAUGGGAACACCACUCAGUGUUUGGUGCGAGACAGCUGAAGUUCAUUGAUUUGCUUAUGGACAUGAUUAAUCCCAGAUGGGAGACAUUUUGACAGCUGUAUGACCCCUAAAUGCCCUGUCCAAGCCCACUUCUCCCAGCUCUACAUACAUGUACUUAUACACAUAUACAGUCUGUGCAUCAUAAUACACCAUGGCUAAUCUGUGUCAACAUGAAGCUGCAGUUAUAGUCUAGUUGCUUUAUAAUAGUGAUGGCCGGUAGGUAAGAGGAGAACGGGGCGUGGUGCAGAAAGGACACAAAUUGUUCACUUCAUUUGAAUAAGACACAAAAUUAUGGUUGUUAGUAAAAAUUUUUUCUCUUUUGUGGCCUGUCUGCACACAGGUGCAAGUGAUGUCACAACUUCGAUGCAACUUGACGAACAAAUGUUCCAGGUUGACUUUCUGAAGGUUGAUUUGCACUUCCUAUUCCCAUGAAGUACUGCAGCAACUUCUGGACUCGUCGUGUAGUCAAAUCUUCCGUUCACAUUUAUGUUGCGUUGCAAAGCAAUUCAGGGACACAGGAAGCUCUUUUAUUUCUGUUCAGAUGAGAGUCAGUGUUUCACAGAGGCAAGUGCCUCAGGACCUUGCUGUGGUUGGCGCCAUCAACACAAGCUGGGAGAGGACUGAGGGAGCUGGAUCAGCUGUUGCUGUACUGCAGAGACUUGGGAGCACAGACUUUAGUGUACAUUUGAUGUGCAGGAGACAUUACUCACUAACAGAUAUAUAAUAAUGAGGCUUAUCCCCGCUCCCCAGUGUCUCAGUUUUAUUUUUUCCCUCCUGAAAGCUGUUAUCAGUUUGCUGCUAUAAAUGUUGCUUUUAGUUUGUAACAUGUGAAUGGGUUUUUGCCUCUCAAAAUGUGCAUACUUGAACUGCGUCGAGAGGAACACUCUCCAGAGCCCACUUUCUCUGAAAUGGACACCUACUGUGCUGUUUGAGGGUGAGGGGAGAUGCGACACAUUCUUCUGCAACCAACGUCAAACGUCCAUGUAAGUUUUUGUUUACUUUCAUAUAAGAGGCGAGAGGAGCAGUCCCGGUGUGCUGUGCAGGGAGGAGUGGUCAUACCUGUUCAUGCCAGUAGAAAUGGGUGUGCUUGUGUUGCAGCAUGAUUUACUGCAGCUACAAAUCAAAUAUUGUCGUCCUGUAAAUAAAGCACUUACCUGUA
Messenger RNA from Betta splendens (Siamese fighting fish), 4270 nucleotides. Its product is annotated as serine/threonine-protein kinase tousled-like 1-B. Bases 530 to 2815 code for a protein of 761 amino acids. NCBI's taxonomy places the organism in Eukaryota, Metazoa, Chordata, Actinopteri, Anabantiformes, Osphronemidae. The record is from RefSeq and is a predicted model, not a curated record. Gene Ontology annotation, molecular function: ATP binding; protein serine/threonine kinase activity. Gene Ontology annotation, cellular component: nucleus. Gene Ontology annotation, biological process: chromosome segregation; peptidyl-serine phosphorylation; intracellular signal transduction. The transcript has 22 exons.